AUGGAGAAAGUUGAGGACGCCGAGAGGUUUCUGAAGAAUGUUGACAAAAUAAGUGAGCUGGUGAAGGAACUUACAUCUUCUGAUGCUAAAGUCCAGCAAAAGGCGAUGGAGGAAGCUGAUUGCUACAUUGCUGCCUUGGAUGAACCCUGCAGGACAAAAGUCAACAAGACCAAAAUCAACACAAACCCACCCCUCCAGCCUUCCUUGGUAGAGCACAAUUUUACAACCAGGAGUUUCAUGAAGCUCAUGGAGGGAGAUGCCGAAGACAGGAGAGUGAAGCGAAUUGCUGAAGAGAAAAAGGCAACUGCACUUAAAGACAAGGGGAAUGAAGCCUAUGCCCAAAAAGACUACGAAAGUGCUGUGAAGUAUUACAGUGAUGGUGUGGCUGAGCUACGGGACAUGCAGCAGCUGUACACCAACCGAGCACAAGCCUACAUCAAGCUGGGGAAGUACAAGGAGGCUAUCAGUGACUGUGAAUGGGCUCUGAAGUGUAACGGGAGGUGCAUUAAGGCUUUUGUGCACAUGGGCAGAGCAUAUCUGGAACUGAAGAAUUAUAAUGAAUCAAGACACUGCUUUGAAAAGAUAGUGGAAAUUGAACCUGGAAUGGAGAAUAUGGUAAACGAAUACCUGAGCCAGGUAGAUUUGGAAGAGAAGAGAGAGACUCGGGAAAUGAAUGCAAAGCUAGAGUUUGACAAGGGAGAGGGGAAGGGGACAACCGUGCCUCAGUUGCUGGAGAAUCUGUCAAGGCCCGACCAGACUCCCCUCUCCUACUGCGGAGGAUUGGAGAUUCUGUUGCGUGCAGUUACUGACUGUACCGGCCAGACCCUUUUCAGACUGAACAAUGGCUUCAGUAUCAUCGGCAGCAAUGACUUCGUGAGGAGUUGCCUGUUGCAGAAAACAGUGGAUGGACACAGUCGGGACUUAUGUGUGUCUGUUCUGAGAUUGUGGAGGGCUCUUUGUCGUGAAAAUGAUGAAAACCAGAAGAUUUUGAUGAUGUGCCCAGUCACAAAACAGGCCACUGUUCACUUGUUAACAUCAGAGCAUGUUGCAGUGCAGAAAGAGUGUCUGGCAUUGCUGUGUUUGUACUCGCACAUGCCACAUGGCAGACGUUUGACUAUUGACAGCCUGAAUAUGCACAUGUUGGUGAGGAACCUCAUGGCGUGUAUCUUACUGCCGAAGCAGCAGCAGGAGAACGCAGCGGUCAACAUUCUGGAGAACUUUGCAGCAGAAAACAAAUUUCACAUUCAGUUAAGGAAUACGUUGACCGAGUCUGUCAUUGUGCCAUUUACAUCAAUACUGAGAAGUAUCAACAAGAACAAUCGUCAGAUCCUUCCACCACUUUUGUCGGUUAUUGGCUCUCUGGCUCGGGACAACGUCAUCCAUCACAAGCUUGCUCAUGAUCCAGAGUGUUGGGAAGCCUUUCCGGUUGCCAUUAGGCAGUGCAGUGCAUGUGAAUACAAGGAGAUCCUUUACCCCAUGCUUGGAUUGAUCAUCAACCUCUCAACUACACCUUCUCCGGUCAUACAGGAGCAUGCUGUUUCACUGUGUGGCUGCUGUGUCGGCCUGCUGAGCGACAGUGACGGGGGAGUUAUCACGAGAGCCACAGGUGUACUGAGCACUGUCCUCCCCCAGUCCUCUGAGGCUGUGCAGCUUGUUAUCCAGAGGGGUGUUGUUCGGACCAUGUGUCAGCUGCUAAAGGGAGCAGGGCAGGAUGCCACCAAGUAUGCCAUUAAGACCCUGACAGUGUGCACUGCUGGCAGUCAUUUGGCCCGAGAGGAGCUGCUGAAGUCUGAUAAAAAGCUGUCCAUCUUACGUCAUCUGCUGGGCUCCAGCUGUGAUGAGUUGGUGUUAGGAAACGCAGCCCUCUGUUUGGCCAACUGCCUUCAGUUGGAGGGAACUGCCAGCAAUCUGCUGGGCACUGAUAUUGUGCUGCUGCUGCUACGCCAUGCUGCAGGGGAUGCAAAGAAGACGGCUGUGCAGCUAAAUGCAGCGAUUGCUCUGGCGACGCUGUGUCGAUCUGCGCCCAGACAUACGGAAAAGGUUCGAGAACUACACGGCUUUGAAGUCCUGCACUCCUGUGUGAAGCUCAUCAACUCAUGA
Molecule: messenger RNA, 2100 nt
Organism: Limanda limanda (common dab)
Lineage: Eukaryota; Metazoa; Chordata; Actinopteri; Pleuronectiformes; Pleuronectidae
Gene: ttc12
Product: tetratricopeptide repeat domain 12
Exons: 20
Coding region: 1-2100 (699 amino acids)
Molecular function (GO): protein binding
Source: RefSeq, a predicted model, not a curated record